CGAGGAGGACUUUGUUUCUUUUUCACCAUCACCAUCCUCUCCAUCAUACUAUAUCAAGAGAACCGACUCUCACACUCCUCACCUCCUUCUUCACCUCUUGUCCCUUCUUCUCUCCCGAGCUCUCUGUCUCUUCCCUUGAAUUACUAGCUCCCUCUCGUCCUGUGCUUCAAUUCAACAAGACACAACUUCUAACCCAAUUAAUGAUCCCAGUGGGUGAAAUCAUCCAGAAUGGGUAUUCUAUCAAUGGUCGAGGAUCGGCCGACGCCGAAGGAGGUCUACAACUGGAGAAUCUAUCUUCUGGCUGCGGUCGCUUCGUUCACAUCAUGCAUGAUCGGCUACGACAGUGCCUUCAUCGGCACAACCCUGUCUCUGCAGUCUUUCAAGGACGAAUUUGACUGGGCCUCCAUGUCCACGGCCAAGCAGAACCUGGUCAGUGCCAACAUCGUCUCCUGCUACCAAGCCGGGGCCUUUUUCGGAGCAUUUUUUGGCUACCCGAUCGGGCAUUUCUGGGGUAGGAAGUGGGGCCUGCUGUCCUCCUCUCUGGUCUUCAUUCUGGGGGCGGGCCUGAUGCUCGGGGUCAACGGUAACCGCGGUCUGGGCCUGCUCUACGCUGGCCGUGUCCUGGCCGGAAUCGGCGUCGGCGCUGGCUCCAACAUCACCCCCAUCUACAUCUCUGAACUGGCCCCGCCUGCAAUCCGUGGCCGAUUGGUUGGCGUCUACGAGCUAGGGUGGCAAAUUGGGGGUUUGGUGGGCUUUUGGAUCAACUACGGUGUCAGUGAAACGCUGGCCCCCAGCCACAAGCAGUGGAUCAUCCCCUUUGCGGUGCAGCUGAUCCCCGCGGGCCUGCUCUUUCUGGGAAUCUUGUUCGUUCGGGAGUCCCCGCGCUGGCUGUUCCUCCGUGGGAGGCGCGAGGAGGCGAUCAAGAACCUUUGCUGGAUCCGCCAGAUCCCUGAGGAUCAUAUCUACAUGAUCGAAGAGAUUGGGGCCAUUGACCAGUCCAUCGAAGCCCAGCGGAACACGAUCGGACUGGGCUUUUGGAAGCCGUUCAAGGCCGUCUGGUCGAACAAGAAGGUCCUGUACCGACUGUUCCUCGGCAGCAUGCUCUUCUUCUGGCAAAACGGCUCCGGCAUCAAUGCCAUCAACUACUACUCGCCCACUGUGUUCAAGAGCAUUGGGCUCAAGGGCACCAACUCGAGUCUGCUUACCACGGGCAUUUUCGGUGUAGUCAAGACCGUAGUGACUUUCGUUUGGCUCUUGUGGCUGAUCGAUCGCGUGGGAAGACGAAACCUCCUGCUGAUCGGCGCCAUCGGCGGCUCCGUGUGCAUGUGGAUUAUCGGGGCGUACAUCAAGAUCGCCGACCCCGUCAACAACACCACCGACAAGCUCAACGGUGGCGGUACUGCAGCCAUCUUCUUCUUUUACCUGUGGACCGCGUUCUACACUCCCACCUGGAACGGCACCCCCUGGGUCAUUAACUCGGAGAUGUUUGACCCCAAUGUUCGGUCGCUGGCGCAAGCCUGUGCCGCAGGAUCCAACUGGCUUUGGAACUUCCUCGUCUCGCGGUUCACCCCGCAGAUGUUCGCCAAGAUGGAGUACGGGGUGUACUUCUUCUUCGCCUCGCUGAUGAUCCUCUCGUUCGUCUUUGUGUACUUCUUGGUUCCCGAGACGAAGGGUAUCCCGUUGGAAACCAUGGAUCCUCUCUUCGAGGUCAAGCCCGUGUGGAAGGCGCACGCCGCUGUUCUGGAGAAGAUGCGGGAGGACGAAGAACGCUUCCGCCGCGAUCUGGAGGAGUCCGGCUUCACCAAGAGUGAAGUCCACCAGGUGGAGGACACGGCCAACAAGGUCUAAUUAAUGCUUGGGUGGGAUUGCUUGAGUGCUAGCCUAAGGCUAGCAAUUACCUAUGAUUGUGUUAAUGUAUUUUCUUCAUCUUGUUCUUUU
Aspergillus saccharolyticus JOP 1030-1 is the source of this 1938-nucleotide messenger RNA. RefSeq names its product sugar porter family MFS transporter. Gene Ontology annotation, molecular function: carbohydrate:proton symporter activity. Gene Ontology annotation, biological process: carbohydrate transport; transmembrane transport. Lineage: Eukaryota; Fungi; Ascomycota; Eurotiomycetes; Eurotiales; Aspergillaceae. The record is from RefSeq and is a predicted model, not a curated record. Bases 229 to 1848 code for a protein of 539 amino acids. Gene Ontology annotation, cellular component: membrane. The transcript is spliced from 3 exons.